Messenger RNA from Arachis ipaensis, 567 nucleotides. RefSeq lists its product as uncharacterized. The record is from RefSeq and is a predicted model, not a curated record. NCBI's taxonomy places the organism in Eukaryota, Viridiplantae, Streptophyta, Magnoliopsida, Fabales, Fabaceae.
AUGAGAAUCUUCGUGCAGUCAAUCGACUACAAUAUCUGGAAGAUCAUUCUCAACGGACCGGACGUUCCCACCAAACAGAAUACUGAUGGAGAAGUAGUAGCAAAGGAAGACAGUGAAUGGACAUAUGAAGAAAAGAAGAAGGUUGAACUCAACGCCAAAGCAAUCAACCUGAUGCAUUGUGCAAUCAGUUUUGAAGAGUUCAGAAAAGUGUCAAGGUGCAAAACGGCUAAAGAAAUCUGGGAUAAGCUUAGACUCACUCAUGAAGGCACUAAGCAAGUGAGGGAAACCAGAAUUGACAUGCUGAUGAAGGAGUAUGAAAUGUUCAGUAUGAAGGAGGAUGAGAGCAUCGAUCAAAUGUUCGAAAGAUUCUCAAUAAUCAUCAACAAUCUGGACGCCAUGGGAAGAAACUACUCUGAAGAAACCUUAGUAAGGAAGAUUAUGAGAAGUCUUACUAAGAAAUGGGAAGUGAAAAGCACAGCCAUCUCUGAAAGGAAUGAUUUGAUCAAAAUCACCUAUGAUGAGCUAAGAGGUAAGCUGCUGGCUUAUCAUGUCUCAAGACAAAGAUGA